AUUCAUCUUAUACUUUUUUCUCGUUAUGAGCAUUAUUUCUAAAUUUUUGUAUAUAAAGUUCCCUUUUGGCAGUUUCUGAAGUUGUAUAGUUCCAAUGUCAUUUUAAGUGUAAAAUAUAAAAAGUUAUUGUUUUUUUUUUUUUAUUAAGAAACUGAAUUUUCCUUUUGAAACCCGAAAAUAAAAGUCGCCUUUACUUUUUAUAUAUACGUUUCUUUCCUUGAUGUCAAAAUUAUCAUAUAGAUUCUUUCACACUAUCACAAUAUUUGCUUCCAUUCUACAUUCACUACACGGUCUUCCGACAGAUGUUUCAAUACCGCAUAAUAAAUAUGAUCAAAUUCCUUUAACAGAUGAAGAAUUUGGAUGGAAAUUAGGUGUGAUUGUAGUUUUGGUGAUGUUAGGUGGAAUCUUUGCUGGUCUUACAAUUGGACUUAUGGGCUUAGAUGAGACUAAUUUACAAGUAUUGAUGGUAGCAGGUGAAUAUGAUGAAAGGAGACACGCUAAAAAAGUAAUGCAUCUUUUGCAAAAAGGAAAACAUUGGGUAUUGGUCACUUUAUUACUUUCAAAUGUGAUCGUAAAUGAGACUUUACCGAUCAUCUUUGAUUCUGUGUUUGGUGGUGGAUGGCCUGCUGUAUUAUUAUCUACUGCAUUGAUCGUUAUUUUUGGAGAAAUUAUUCCACAAGCUGUAUGUGUGCGUUAUGGAUUAGCAAUCGGAGCUGAAUUUUCAUGGUUCGUUAGACUUUUGAUGUAUGUUCUUUUUCCAAUAGCAUAUCCUAUUGCUUUGAUUUUAGAUUUUUGUCUUGGCGCACAACAUGGUACCAUGUACAGGAAAUCAGAAUUAAAAACUUUUGUAUCUUUGCAUAAAAAUGGGGGGAUUGAAAGUUUAAAUGAAGAUGAAGUCCAAAUUAUUGGUGCGGUAUUAGAUCUUCGUGAAAAAUAUGUAUCAGUAAUAAUGACACCACUUGAAGAUGUCUAUACAUUAAGAGCCGAUGAAGUUUUGAAUCAAGAAUUAGUCGAUGAGAUCCUCUCAAGAGGUUAUUCUCGAAUUCCUGUAUAUGAACCACCUAAUCCAACUAAUUUUAUAGGCAUGCUUUUGGUGAAAAAUUUAAUUACUUAUGAUCCUGAAGAUGCUUGGAUGGUUAAAGAUUUUUCGUUGAGUUCGUUACCUGAAACUCACCCCUUAACUAGUUGUUUAGAUAUUUUAAAAUUUUUCCAAGAAGGAAGAAGUCAUAUGGUACUAGUCUCGGAUGAUCCAGGCGGUGAAGGAGGUGCAAUUGGUAUUUUGACACUCGAGGAUGUUAUUGAAGAAUUAAUUGGAGAAGAAAUCAUUGACGAAACUGAUGUUUACGUUGAUGUACAUAAUAAAAUCAAAGUUGUACGCCGUCCACCGCGUCAAAUACGUCCCAGAUCAUAUUAUUCAUUCCUCUCAAAACGCCGCAAUAGACAAACGGCCAUUACGACAUCAGCAGUUACACCCGUUACGAAAACAACUAAAAAUAAUGAUUAUGUUGCCAAUGGUUCUAAAUCUUUAUAAAUCACGAUUUGAUGGAUAAGCCAGACAGUGAUCAAGAUCAUGAAUCGAUUGGGUUGUUAAAUGGAAUUAAUACUCGUAGAAAAGAACCUUAGAUAAGUAGGUUGUGUUUAUAUAUAUUCAAUUUUUUUUGAAACUGUUCUUAAAUUCACAAUUUUUAGUAUUAUAAAAUAAAUUAUUUUAUUUAAAAUAAUGAUUAAAAUUUCGAUUAUGAAAUAGAUGAAAUAAA
Rhizophagus irregularis DAOM 181602=DAOM 197198 is the source of this 1757-nucleotide messenger RNA. NCBI's taxonomy places the organism in Eukaryota, Fungi, Glomeromycota, Glomeromycetes, Glomerales, Glomeraceae. The record is from RefSeq and is a predicted model, not a curated record.